Molecule: messenger RNA, 2142 nt
Organism: Periophthalmus magnuspinnatus
Lineage: Eukaryota; Metazoa; Chordata; Actinopteri; Gobiiformes; Gobiidae
Product: serine protease 56-like
Exons: 12
Coding region: 1-2142 (713 amino acids)
Biological process (GO): proteolysis
Molecular function (GO): serine-type endopeptidase activity
Source: RefSeq, a predicted model, not a curated record
AUGGGAGAGAGUUGCAGUGCCCGUGUGCUACAAUGCAGCCUUCUCAGCACCAUGCACAACCUGGAGCCCACCACUCAGACACAAACACAAGCAGCAGUCUGUGGGCAGAGGUCCUCUGCAGUGCCAAAUAUCACACAGCCACGCUCCAGGAUUGUGGGGGGCUCUCCUGCACCCCCGGGCAGCUGGCCAUGGCUGGUCAAUCUGCAGCUGGACGGGGGCCUUAUGUGUGGAGGAGUAUUAGUGGACAGCUCUUGGGUUGUCACUGCUGCUCAUUGUUUUGCUGGGAGCCGCAGUGAGAGCUAUUGGACCGCUGUAGUGGGAGAAUUUGACAUCACCAAAACUGAUCCUGACGAACAGGUCCUCAAGGUCAACCGAAUAAUUCCACAUCCUAAGUUUAAUCCAAAAACAUUUAACAAUGACAUUGCCCUUGUGGAGCUCACAACUCCAGUUGUCUUGUCUGAUCAUGUGACGCCUGUGUGCCUUCCCGGAGGUACUGAGCCCCCUACUGGCAGCCCCUGUUUGGUGGCAGGCUGGGGGUCUCUCUAUGAAGAUGGCCCAUCCGCUGAUGUGGUGAUGGAGGCAAAGGUACCACUGCUGCCUCAGAGCACGUGCAAGAGCACUCUGGGAAAAGACCUGGUCACCAAUACUAUGCUCUGUGCUGGCUAUCUCUCUGGAGGCAUCGACUCCUGUCAGGGGGACUCUGGAGGGCCAUUGAUCUACCAGGACAGAAUGUCUGGGCGGUUUCAGCUCUAUGGCAUCACCUCCUGGGGAGACGGCUGUGGAGAAAAGGGGAAGCCUGGUGUCUAUACACGAGUAUCUGCUUUCUCUGAUUGGAUUCAGUCUGAGAUACAAAAGUCUUUUGGGAGUCGGGAGCCCACAUGUCCAGAGCUUCUUAAAACCACAGAGAUGACAGAGGAGGAGCAGAGGGCAGAGUUCAGCUCACUGUGUCGUUUCUACACUUUAUCCUGUCCUCCUGGACUGUCAGCCACCACCUGCAGCCAGUCAGCCCAGGACAAGUGCCUUACACGCUUUAAAAAAUGUCAGCUGCGUUCUUUCCUUCAGACUCUGUUGGAUUUACUUCAGAGAGCUGAAGACUACAUCAGAGACAAAGUGGACUUAACUUUUUUUACUCAGACUCUGCCUCAGCUUGUUGAGCACAUCUACAACACAGCCUUUGCUCACACCCGAGAGAGGAGGGAUCUGAGCCAUGGCCUUGGGUUGAUUGCAGAGCUAUUGGGUGAUGUGGAAUCAGAAGACCCAGUACUGCCAGCUUUUUUCAGGGAGUUGGGCCCAUCAGUCAAUGACUGGCAGAAGUAUCUGCAAAGCUUGGCUGAUGAUCAACAGACUGGUACAACAUCUGCAAUGCAGAAGCAGGAGGAGUGGCUUUUUCUAAAGAAAGAAGGCUAUUUAGUACAGCGGCUUGUAGCAGACUAUGAGUCAAUCAUCUACUCCUUGCGGUCCAAGUUGGAUGCUAGAGCACCGCCUCCAAUUUUAAACCUCGAUCCAACUCUUCUAAAAGAAGAGUCCAGUGAGUCUCCCUCCUCCUUCAGUGGCACUCAGGAGAGCGCCUCUGUGCACAAGGAGGAGGAGCCCUGGGCAAUCGUCACAGCCUUGAUCAGGGAAAUUCAGAAGGUGCAGAACUCCAGUGUAACACCUGCUCCAAAAGACAAGCCUCCUGAUCCCUCAAGGGCCACCACAUCUGAGAAGUCACCACAGCCAUCCCCAACACCUGGAAUCCACACAGUUACUAUGGCAGAGACUGAACACAAUAAAGAUCAUCAAAAUGUCAAAACUACAGGUCUACAGAGAAAAUACAGAAGUCUACUUCGUAAGAGGCAGACACUGACAUCCAGUGGCAAAGUCUGUCCUACAGUCAGGGAGUCCUCACAGAAAGUGAACCAAGUAAGAGACUUGUACCAAUGGGUCCUAAACAUCCCCAACAGGAAUCUACAAAUGUCCUUCCACGAGGUGCUGGUCGAUUUGAACUCAAAGAACGAGCGUGGUCUGUAUGAAGCCCGGGUGAAAGCUGUAGUGGGGGGACGCCCUUUGACCUUCUACUGUCUGGUUGGGCUGGAGAACGAGUCAUUUUACCGCAGCGUGCCCAGGAUCAUCUCUCUGGCACUCGAAGGCCUUAAGACUUAG